Molecule: messenger RNA, 1417 nt
Organism: Plutella xylostella (diamondback moth)
Lineage: Eukaryota; Metazoa; Arthropoda; Insecta; Lepidoptera; Plutellidae
Biological process (GO): hemocyte migration
Cellular component (GO): membrane
Molecular function (GO): growth factor activity
Source: RefSeq, a predicted model, not a curated record
UGCUCGAGCUCGGGGCUGGCAGUGCAACGUGCGGCGCACAUGCCGGCAGUGUGUGCCGCGCCGCGCCCGCGCCCGCCCGUCCUCGCGUCCUCACCAUGGCCCUUCUACACCUCUUCCUCGUCAUCCACCUGCUCAUGCUGGGCAGGACGGCCCUCGUCACCGACCACCCCUCCUUCACCAACAGACUCGAAAAACUCUUCGAGAAGCUCGAGAGCUUAACCGUUGCGCCGACUGAGACGCUGUCGGAAAAAAUCGCGGCAAAGUUGGAUAGGCUGAACUCGUUGAAUCCUCUGUCAGAGGAGACCCUGACUGAUGAGGAUGAAGAGCUGCUGUCGGCUAUGCAGCUGUGGGGGGUCAGCGCCGACCAGCUCGGGGGCAUCGCCAGGGAGCUGCACGAUGUGAGGAUGGAGAAUGAUGAAGUGAAAAGUGAGAAACUGGUGGAAGCUGACUACAGUGAUGACGGCUGGAAUAAUGAUGAUGAGCAACAAUACUACGCGGACGGCGAAGACUGGGACCUGGACGACGAUCUCGGGGACGCCAGCACCCCGCGCCCCCCCGCCCCCGCCCCCGGCACGCCGUCGUCCAUCAUCAGGCACGAGCACCGCGCCACCACCGUGGUGUCCGCUGUAGACCCCGUGGCCGCCACCAAUGAGCGGCCCAGGAUCUUGGAUGACACAUCCCUAACCCCGUCGGAGCUGUCCGCGCUGCGCCGCUCGGCCAUCGCCAACAUGCGCGGCGUGCUGCGCGCCGGCCGCUGCCUCACGCCGCAGCCGCGCUGGCUGUCCGUGCGCGCCCUCGCCCCCGCCGCCGACACCGUCUACAUGCCACUGUGCGUGCAGCUGCACCGCUGUGCCCCUGACUCGGGCUGCUGCUACAGCGAGGCCGAGGUGUGCGCGCCGGUCGAGGGGAAAUACGUCAUAUUGCCCUUCUAUCUGCACAAAGCGAACGGCAACACGAGCGUAGCUCGCAUGAUGUUCUACAACCACACGCGCUGCGCAUGCGUCGCUCGAGACACACUCGUGAAGAGGACGGAGCGAGUGGACGUGCGCCAGGUGCAGAGCGAGAUAGAAGAGCGGACCGAGGAGCCGAGGUUAGAGCAGGAUGAUGAGAUGACCGCGCCGCCGCUGUUGAGGAGAUGCACCUGUCCCGCUCUAUUCCUCGCGCGGAUGCAAGACAACGCGUGCUCCUGCGUCUGUGAUUGGCCGGACCAGAGUAAGAGGCGAGACUGUCUGUCCCUCUCUAGAGGCCGAGAACACUUCGGCCUACGCGACCGAGUGUGCAUAGCCAACGGCGACUGCACUCUUCCUAAUUGUGACUACGGGAUGUAUGCCAGGAGUAUUGGGAAGUGCCCCUAUAGGAGAGUCAGAAGGUUUAGGUCUAGAAGGUUCCAGGAUAAGCAUUUGUAAUGCGUUGUGGA